Molecule: messenger RNA, 2705 nt
Organism: Pseudonaja textilis
Lineage: Eukaryota; Metazoa; Chordata; Lepidosauria; Squamata; Elapidae
Source: RefSeq, a predicted model, not a curated record
AAUUCAGACUUGGAUAAACUACAAAUAGAAAACAUUGCUCUUGAAGCAAUCUUCAGGUGAAUGUCUGAGAUGACAAAAGUGGUUGGCAUGAUAGGAGAAAGAUUUUUCAUUACAUUUCACUCAUGCCAUUCAAAAUACAUUUAUCCUGUUCAUCUCUGGUAUACAAAGGUAGAGAAAGGGCUAUGCAGCAAUCUGGAUUUAAUGGGGAAACCCAAUAUAGAGCUUUCAGACAUGUUUAUAAUAACUGUUGGUGCCUUGUUAAAGUAAAUUUGACUUUUUCUUGGAUGGAACAACAAUUAUGAAAAGAUACAACUUUUUGAAACAGUUGCUGAUAAAUGUAAUUUAACUGUGUUUUUUCUCUUCAAAUCCAGGUUGCCAUGUAGUUUUAAAGUUUUCCCAAAGUCAGUCAUUAAUGAUUAUUAGAUUAUUAGAAAUAAAGUGUCUCUGAGUAUAUAUUCUCACCAGUAACAUGUGUAAUUAGGUUGUUAAGUUAAACAGCAAAGAUGAAAUUUAGAUACAAAUUAGUAUAUCACAAUGUAUUAAGCACCAUUGCAGCAAUUUCCUUUCACAUAAUUGUUUUCAUGGCCUUCAUUUAUGAUCAGAAGCAUAUCUCAAAACACUAUUUGAAAAAGAGGAAGGAAAAUAUAAACAUCUGAAAAAUUACAAUUUCAGUUUUCAUAUGUUUAUUAAUUUGCUUUAUAACCUGGGUUUCAUUUAAUAAUAUAACUCAAGACAGUAUGCAUAAAUGGUUGCUUCUCUUGCUUUUCCUACAACAACCAUCCUGUGAAAAUAGGCUAGGUUGAGAGAGAAAAUGUCUGGCCUUAAACGAUCCAGCUGGCUUUCAUAUACCAGUUUCUAGUUCAGCACCUUUUAUGGUAUCCCGCCACAUUUUAAAUUAUUAUGAGUCUACUACAUAGUAACACAAGUUUUCAAAUAAAUGAUCAAGAGAGCAACUGCUGUGCAGCCAUGGCCAGUGCUUGCUGUGCUGGGACCAAGGAGGAAAGCCUCACGGUUCCCAUCAGCAAUGGUACUGCUGGGACACUUUCAAACUCUUUUAUGGAGGAAACCCAAGGCUAUGAUGUGGAGUUUGACCCACCGCUGGAAAGUAAAUAUGAAUGCCCUAUCUGCUUAAUGGCUCUACGGGAAGCAGUACAGACACCAUGUGGACAUCGUUUUUGCAAAGCUUGCAUUGUCAAAUCCCUAAGAGACGCAGGUCAGAAAUGUCCAAUAGACAAUGAAAUCUUACUAGAAAAUCAACUCUUCCCUGAUAACUUUGCAAAACGUGAAAUCCUCUCACUGAUAGUGAAAUGUCCCAACAAAGGCUGCAGUCAAAAGAUGGAGUUAAGGCACUUAGAGGACCAUCAGCUACAUUGUGGAUUCGCAUCAGAAAAAUGUUCUCAGUGUCAAGGGAUUUUCCAGAAGAACCAGUUGCAAGAACAUAUGCUAGAAUGUCCCCGGCGGCAAAUUGCCUGUCCAAAUUGUGCCAUGUGUAUGCCUUAUGAAGGAAAAAAGGUUCAUGAUGAAAUAUGCCUUUUGGCAAAUGUCUUCUGUGAAUAUUGUAAUACAGUACUAAUCAGAGAACAGUUGCCUAAUCAUUAUGAUAAUGACUGCCCUACUGCUCCAGUAUCAUGUACCUAUAGUGCAUUUGGAUGUAGAGAAAAGAUGCAGAGAAAUGAUUUGGCACGCCAUAUGCAAGAAUUUACUCAGGUUCAUAUGAGAAUGAUGGCUCAGACUCUUCGGAGCGUCAGUGUUACUACUCCAACUUCCAUGAAUUUUUCUGGAACUUUACCCUUCGACCCAUCACUCUUCUCUCAAGGCAUGCCACCCUCAUGUGAGUGUAGCCCAGAGGUUCAGAACUUCAAGGAGACUAUUCAGCAACUGGAAGGUCGUUUAGUAAGACAAGAUCACCAAAUUAGAGAACUCAUUGCAAAAAUGGAGACACAACAGUCCCAGAUGGGAGAUCUCAAACGCACCAUCCGAACUCUAGAGGAAAAAAUUGCUGAUAUUGAAGCCCAACAAUGUAAUGGUAUUUUCUUGUGGAAAAUUGAAAAUUUUAGUGUGUACCUGAAAGCUCAGGAGGAAGAAAGACCCGUUGUGAUCCAUAGUCCAGGUUUCUACACAGGGAAACCAGGAUAUAAACUUUGCUUGCGUCUGCAUAUCCAGUUACCAAGUGUUCAGCGUUGUGGUAACUACAUUUCUCUUUUUGUUCACACCAUGCAAGGGGACUAUGACAGUCAUCUCCCUUGGCCUUUCCAGGGCACUAUACGUCUAUCAAUUUUGGAUCAGUCUGAAGGAUCUCCAAGGCACAAUCAUGAAGAAGUAAUGGAUACUAAGCCUGAGUUGCUAGCCUUCCAACGUCCUAUGGUCUAUCGCAACCCAAAGGGUUUUGGAUAUGUAACUUUUAUGCAGUUGCAGGCCCUGAAACAAAGAACAUACAUAAAAGAUGAUAUUCUCUUGGUACGCUGUGAAGUUUUAACACGUUUUGACUUAACCAGUCUCCGAAGAGAAGGUUUUCAGCCUCGUAGUACAGAUGGAACAUCAUAGCCUAUUGUCCAGUCUUGAUUGUUAUGUAAUUAUGAAAACCAAGCUUGGUUUAAACAUUAUUUGGCUCCCUAAAGGGGAGCAGCAAAUGAAGCUCCUGUUUCAAAAAGAAAAAAGUGUAGGUCAUGAUGUUAACCAAGGUAGCAAAAUUCUGGUAGUACCAC